AUGGCACCGAAGCUCUUGAGAGCCCUCCUUGACGAUCCUGAGUCAGUGGGCCUCAACGAAGUCGUUUGUGCUUGCUGUGCACCUGCGCAAGUGGUAGCUGGCGGUUGCACCGCUGCUGCCAACUACAGAUGCGAAGCUGCAGGGCGUAGCUUCGCUGCUCGCUUCGAGGCGACUGGCCAGGGCCAGUCUCCGAGUGAGAGCGAUCAGGACCAGGCCGCUGAGGAGGGCGAGGAAUACAACAAGGGCCCGAAGGGCUCGAAGGAGGACAAGUCCUCAGGUGGAUACUUGAAGAUCAGUGAGCUACUGAAAGGAGUGAAUCUCUACAAUCUGAUGGGCAUUUCGGAGGGUGCCUCCCAGGACGAAAUCAAGAAGGCCUACAGAGGCUUGGCCCUGACAGCGCAUCCGGACAAGCAGGCCGCAAUGGAACCAGAUGAAGCCAAGAAGGUACAGGAGAACUUCGUGAAAAUCCAGGAAGCCUACGAGUUGCUUUCCGACCAAUCAAAGCGGAAACAAUACGACUCCAGCUUGGAUUUCGAUGAGAGCCUUCCCAAGUUUCGCCCGGACAGCGGCCAGGACUUCUUCCAGGUCUUCGGCGAGGUGUUCCGCCGGAAUGCUCGUUUCUCUGUGAAGCGCCCAGUUCCCGAGUUGGGAAGCUUGGAGGACGAGCCGCGAGCAUGGAAGCGAUUCUACGACUUCUGGUAUGGCUUUCAAUCAUGGAGAGAUCCAGUGAUGCUCGCACAGAAAGCUGGUGAAGAGAUUUGUGACCUUGAGGAAGCCGAGUGCCGCGAAGAGAGGCGCUGGAUGAUGAGGGAGAACCAGCGUGUGGCCCGGCAGUACAAGCAGCAGGAGCGCGACCGGAUCUCCAAGCUUGUCAGUUUGGCCGAGUCCUUCGAUCCUCGCAUUCAGGCCGAGAAAGAGGCCAAGCGACUGGCUCGCGAAGCAGAGGCCGCUCGACGAGAGGAGGAGCGAACGGCUGCCAAGCGAGCCAAGGAAGAGGCCUGA
Symbiodinium sp. CCMP2592 is the source of this 1002-nucleotide messenger RNA. NCBI's taxonomy places the organism in Eukaryota, Dinophyceae, Suessiales, Symbiodiniaceae. The record is from the annotation of a GenBank genome assembly.